UGGUAGGAGGGGCUACGAUUGGUUGACAAGUUGCGUGCAUGGAUCAGCUCCAGUCAUCUUCUGGUGUCGAGAGUGUGUAGUGUACACUUUGUUGUUCUCCCACCGCCAGAAUGAUCGCUGCAGUCCUAGUCCUCUUCCUCACUCAUACAGCUCUCGCGGUACGCACGCCCACCAUCAGCUGGAUCACCAAGGAGCAGAUUGUCGACAUCGGAUCGUCAGUGCAGCUGGAGUGCUCUGUGCAGUACUCCGUCGACUACCCCGUCCUCUGGAUCAAAAAAGGGUCAGACGAGACCCAAGAUCUGCCCAUCAGCUCCGGUCCUACUCUCAUCCUUAGGGAGCCUCGGUACUCCCUCAGACACGACACUGGAUCCUCCACCUACAUCCUACAGAUCAAAGACCUGCAGGAGAGCGAUGGAGGAGAGUACCUGUGUCAGGUGCUCAUUAGCCGCACUAACCGCGUCACUGCCACCGUCAACCUGCUGGUGCGACGCCCCCCGUACAUCCUCGACAACAGCACCAGGACGGUGGUGGUUAGCGACGGGGACAGCGUGAAGUUGGAGUGCUACGCAGGCGGGGUGCCCACGCCCUCCAUCUCCUGGCGCCGCGAGAACAACGCCAUCCUCCCCACCGGCGGCUCCAUCUUCAAGGGCAACAUCCUGAUGAUCCCGAGCGUGCGCAAGGAAGACCGCGGCACCUACUACUGCAUCGCCGACAACGGCGUGAGCCGCGGCGACCGCCGCAACAUCAACGUCGAGGUGCAGUUCGCGCCCGUGGUCGAGGCGACGCGACCACGCGUCUACCAGGCCAUGCAGUACGACAUGGACCUCGAGUGCCACGUGGAGGCCUACCCACCCGCUGCCAUCGUCUGGAUCUUCCGACAAGAAUCGAUCGUGAACAACAGGGACUACCGUGUGUCGCAGUUCACGACGGCGGACGAGUUUACAGACACGACGCUGCGAGUGAUCACCAUCGAACAGAACCAGUUCGGUAACUACACCUGCCGUGCCACCAACAAGCUCGGCCAGUCCUCCGCCACCGUCACUCUAAUAGAGUCCGCAGUGCCGAACAUCAGAUACCCCGGCCUACUGACGCGCUCUUCUGGGGCUGCUACUGCGGGGGCAGCAUUUCCCUCCUCUUCUUGUGACCGCUGCUGCUACUGGUGCUGGUGGUGCUGGUGCGCGCUGCUGGUGCUGGUAGUCAGCAGUGCUGGUGUGCUGUAAAGCUCUGCUGCUGGUGAUGGUGGUGGUGCAUGCUGCUGGUGAUGCUGCUGGUGC
This is a messenger RNA of Hyalella azteca, 1274 nucleotides long. It is a transcript of the gene Lac, whose product is annotated as lachesin-like. NCBI's taxonomy places the organism in Eukaryota, Metazoa, Arthropoda, Malacostraca, Amphipoda, Hyalellidae. Gene Ontology annotation, cellular component: neuron projection. The coding region runs from base 111 to 1220 and encodes 369 amino acids. The record is from RefSeq and is a predicted model, not a curated record. The transcript is spliced from 7 exons.